GUUGGUGAUCAAGAUGAAAAGCUAGCAGAAGGAAUUAAACUUUAUGCUAUUCCAACAACUGUAACGUCAAAGCGUACAAUCCUUAGUGACCUAAUAACGGUAUAUGCAAAGGGUGGGAAGACCAUUGUUUUCACUCAAACAAAACGCGAUGCUGAUGAGGUAUCCAUGGCUUUGACUAAUAGUAUUGCAUCUGAGGCACUUCACGGGGACAUAUCUCAACAUCAGAGGGAGAGAACAUUGAGUAGUUUUCGUCAAGGAAAGUUUACCGUGCUUGUUGCGACUGAUGUGGCUGCUCGUGGUCUUGACAUACCAAAUGUUGAUCUGAUUAUUCAUUAUGAAUUGCCAAAUGACCCGGAAACCUUUGUCCAUCGUUCUGGUCGUACUGGGCGUGCUGGGAAAGAAGGCACGGCCAUCUUGAUGUUUACUAGCAGCCAAAGGAAAACUGUUAAAUCACUUGAGCGUGAUGUCGGAUGCAAGUUUGAAUUUGUAAGCCCACCACUGAUGCAAGAGGUUUUGGAGUCAUCAGCGGAGCAAGUUGUUGCAACUCUGCGGGGUGUCCAUCCAGAGUCGAUACAACACUUCCUUCCAACGGCUCAAAGAUUGACAGAAGACCUAGGAACAAACGCUCUUGCUGCUGCAUUGGCACAUUUGAGUGGAUUUUCUCAACCACCUUCAUCUCGUUCUCUUAUCAGUCAUGAGCAGGGGUGGGUGACAUUACAGUUAACACGUGAACAAGGAUACUCAAGAGGGUUCUUUUCUCCAAGAUCUGUUACUGGGUUUCUUUCUGAUGUUUAUCCUGCUGCUGCUGAUGAAGUUGGCAAAAUUUACUUGAUUGCAGAUGAAAGGGUUCAAGGAGCAGUUUUUGAUUUACCUGAGGAAAUUGCGAAAGAAUUACUGAAUAAGCAGCUACCUCCAGGAAAUACCAUAUCCAAGAUCAUGAAGUUGCCUGCCUUGCAAGAUGAUGGUCCUUCAACUGAUAAUUAUGGCCGGUUUUCUAAUUGGGACCGGGGUUCCAGAGGUGGCUUUAGGGAACGAGGUCACAGAGGUUCCAGAAAUUGGGGUGGCCGGGGCUAUGUUAGUGAUGAUGGCUUUCGGCGUGGUGGAAGGAGCUACAGAACUGAUAAUAGAUGGUCUAGGACCGGAGGGAGCGAUGAUGAUUGGCUGAUCAGUGGUAGAAUAUCUGGCCGGUCAUCAUCCUUUGGAAGCAGGGAUAGAGGCUUUGGAGGUGCAUGCUUCAAUUGUGGCAGAACUGGGCAUCGAGCAUCAGAAUGUCCCAACAACUAGUUACUUGACAUCUCAGCUAUUGAAUUUUGAUUGCUCUCAUUCUUUCCUGGUCUGCAAGAGUUGCAUAAAGACUACAUGGUGGGCAAAUCAGUAUAUCCUUCCUGUUGCUUCAUAAAAUUGAAGUUUAUACCAUGCAAGAUCUGACUGGUGGCCAAUGGGUUCGGAGGAGGUUGUUACUAUGUUUAUUGAGUACUUUGUGAAAGGAUUGGGCAGCCAGGGCGUUAACACAUUAACUUGGUUCCUUUCUGCCUCUUUUUCUCUUUUUCAUUUCUUGUCUUUUAUCUUUUGGGCGGUGGUUUUGUUGGAGAGGUGUGUUUUGUGCAAGCAGGGGGUGGGGUGUUUUGAAGGUAUUUGUCAGUGGAAUGCUUAAACAAAGAGCAAAUGCAACGUGACUUGUGGGUCAUAGUAUAGCAGUUUAUAUUUGUUAAUCUCAAUGUUGUUAUCCUAUUAUUGAUAUUGUUGGGCAUACUAGAGAUGGCGAAGUGCAUAUAUUUUCUUUGGUCA
Phoenix dactylifera (date palm) is the source of this 1788-nucleotide messenger RNA. The record is from RefSeq and is a predicted model, not a curated record. Lineage: Eukaryota; Viridiplantae; Streptophyta; Magnoliopsida; Arecales; Arecaceae.